CAUUAUAACUUCGUACUUGGACGAUGGCUUCGUAAUUCAUCGUAACUCGUGCGAGUUCAGCGAGUCUCGACAAAUAUACGGAAGCACUCUCUUCGGUUUCUCUCUCGAACGACGUUACAUUGGUUACACGAGAUGGCGGAAAAAAAAGCGUGUUCCGGGCCGGGUUAUAGGAGCCCGAAGGUGGCAAUGCUCGAAGGACCGUGCGAGAAACUUUUGUACGUCAUUGGCAUACACACGAAUCCUGAAAAGGCCGAUGUCCUCUGUACGGUGGAUGUGGAUCCCGACAGUCCAACGUAUUGUCAGAUAAUACACAAAUUGAGAAUGCUAACGGCCGGCGACGAGUUACAUCACUCUGGCUGGAAUAUUUGUAGCAGCUGUCACGGAUUGUCCGGUCGUAAGCGCGAUACGCUGGUAUUGCCAUGUCUUAUGUCGGACCGAGUGUAUCUGAUUGAUACGAGCAAUGAGAAAAUGCCCAGAAUUAAAAAGGUUUUGGAACCAGAAGAGAUGCACAAAUAUGGGAUAUCCACACCGCAUACUUCUCAUUGUCUGCCAAACGGAGAGAUAAUCAUCUCCACCAUGGGAAAUCUUAAUGGUGACGGACUGGGUGAAUUUUUCUGCAUUGAUGCAGAGACCCUACGAACGAGAGGUACAUGGACCAAGAGCCAAGAAAAAGCAGCUUUCGGAUAUGAUUUUUGGUACCAACCGUAUCACGAUACACUCAUCGCUACAGAAUGGGGUGCACCUAGAGUUUUUAAGAAGGGAUACAUCCCGAAGGAUAUUCAUGACCCCAAGAUCUAUGGCAGAAGUUUGAACGUUUACUCGUGGAACGAACGGAAGCUAAAACAGACCAUUAAUUUGGGAGAUGAGGGAAUUGCACCUCUUGAAAUAAGGUUCCUUCAUAAUCCGUUGGCAGCCGAAGGAUUCGUCGGCUGCGCGGUAACGUCGAAUAUUUAUCGAUUUUAUAAAGCGAAGGAUAAUUCGUGGAAGGUCGAAAAGGUGAUUCAGGUACCACCGAAAAAAGUCGAGGGAUGGAUCACGCCUCUGAUGUCAGGUAUGAUCACCGAUAUUCUGCUGAGUCUAGAUGACAAAUAUCUAUAUCUGUCUAAUUGGUUGCAUGGCGACAUUAGACAAUAUGACAUUUCCGAUACGAGAAAUCCGAAAUUAACGGGUCAAGUCUUCUUAGGAGGCUCAAUAUUGAGCGAUUCGCAGGUACGUGUGAUACAGGACGAAGAAAUGAGCAGUCAGCCCGACCCCGUCUACGUGAAGGGACGUAGAUUGUAUGGUGCACCGCAAAUGUUGCAACUAAGUUUGGAUGGACGUCGUUUAUAUGUAACUACGUCGAUUUUUAAACCAUGGGACAAACAGUUUUAUCCCGAGCUCCUCAAAUAUGGAUCAACGAUGGUAAAACUUGAUAUCGAUGUAGAAAAGGGCGGAAUGAAGCUCGAUUGUCAAUUUCUCGUUGAUUUCGGCGCUGAUAAAAGCGAUAUUUUACUGGCACACGAGAUGAGAUAUCCUGGUGGAGAUUGCACCUCCGAUAUAUGGCUGGCAGAGAAACCUUAACUUUAAUGAUUAGAUUGGAAGAGUAGAGUCAAAGGCAUUUCAACAUCUGUGAAAGUAAUAAUAAUGCAGUAGCUUAUAUUAUAGUAUCAUAGUUUCGCACGAUUUUUCUCCGAUGGAAUCUCUCGGAUUUUUAUCGUGUAAAAAAUUAUUCAGAAAUGUUCUUUCGAUAAGGAUAAGAAAUAUGGGUACAGAGGUAAAGUAAUAAAGAAUACUCACAGUAUA
Atta colombica is the source of this 1782-nucleotide messenger RNA. Its product is annotated as selenium-binding protein 1-A. The record is from RefSeq and is a predicted model, not a curated record. Lineage: Eukaryota; Metazoa; Arthropoda; Insecta; Hymenoptera; Formicidae. Gene Ontology annotation, molecular function: selenium binding. The transcript has 8 exons. The coding region runs from base 133 to 1560 and encodes 475 amino acids.